Nanorana parkeri is the source of this 3399-nucleotide messenger RNA. It is a transcript of the gene DDR1, whose product is annotated as discoidin domain receptor tyrosine kinase 1. The transcript is spliced from 19 exons. Lineage: Eukaryota; Metazoa; Chordata; Amphibia; Anura; Dicroglossidae. Bases 1 to 3069 code for a protein of 1022 amino acids. Gene Ontology annotation, molecular function: ATP binding; protein tyrosine kinase collagen receptor activity; collagen binding. Gene Ontology annotation, biological process: positive regulation of kinase activity; cell surface receptor protein tyrosine kinase signaling pathway; protein phosphorylation. Gene Ontology annotation, cellular component: membrane; signaling receptor complex. The record is from RefSeq and is a predicted model, not a curated record.
AUGCUGCAGGAAACGGCCAGUGAAAACUUCAGGAAGUUCAGCAACAAGCAGCCUCGAAGAAGGAUUCUGGAGGAGGAGAGACACUCAGGGAGAAGAAGAAAGUUGAGUUCCUGUCUGUCCCAAGGGAGAGAAGAUUGGACAUGUCACCCUCCUAAGAGUACCUGGGCCAGGACUGCGGACACCAGCCAGAGAUAUGAAGGAAUAUUUCAUGGAAGGACGCUGACAGGAGAUGUAAAGAUGGGAUCUCGGCUUCUCUCCCUGUGUAUGCUGCUCGGCAUCUGCCUGGGCGAACCUGAUGCUCACUUUGAUCCGUCUACAUGCCGCUAUGCAUUGGGCAUGCAGGACAGAACCAUCCCUGACGAGGACAUCACAGCUUCCAGCGCAUGGUCAGAUUCCACGGAAGCCAAACAUAGCAGGCUAGAAAGUCAUGAUGGUGAUGGUGCAUGGUGCCCAGCAGGACCGGUAUAUCCGAAUAAUGAAGAGUAUCUACAGAUAGAUCUGAGGAAGCUCCAUUUCAUGACCCUUGUUGGCACACAGGGCCGCGAUGGAGGUGGGCUUGGCAAGGAAUUUGUCCGGCAUUACCAACUGCGCUACAGUCGAGACGGUUACAAAUGGGCCCAGUGGCAAGACCGCUGGGGAAACGAGGUCAUAGUGGGUAAUGAAAACACAGGUGAUCUCGUUUUAAAGGACUUGGGGCCUCCACUAAUAGCCCGCUAUGUUCGAUUCUACCCCAUGGCUGACCGAGUCAUGAGCGUUUGCCUUAGAGUUGAACUCUAUGGCUGUGUCUGGCAAGAUGGUCUUCGUUUUUAUACCUCUCCGCCUGGAAACAUCAUGAAGCUUCCUUCGAUGCUUGUAAAUCUAAAUGACUCAACAUAUGAUGGAUACACUGUUGGCGGCCUGCACUAUGGAGGUCUGGGGCAGCUGACCGAUGGUGUAAUUGGGGCGGAUGAAUUUCUCCAGAACAAGGAGCUAGGUGUCUGGCCUGGAUAUGACUAUGUUGGCUGGAAUAAUGCAAGCUUCCCAACUGGGUACCUUGAAAUGGAGUUUGAUUUUGAUGCCUUACGAGCUUUUACAUAUAUGAGGGUGCAUUGUAAUAACAUGGGGUCACGAGGAGUCCAGAUAUUCCGCCGCGUGGACUGUUACUUCAAGCGCUCCUUACAUACUCCAUGGGACCUCCAGCCCGUCAGCCUCUCCCUGGCCCUGGACAUCCGGGACCCCAGUGCCCGCACUCUCACCAUCCCGCUGUCCAACAGAAUGGCACGAAUCCUGCGCUGUCACUAUUACUUCUCUAGCCAAUGGAUGCUCUUCAGUGAAAUCUCCUUCCUCUCUGAUGUCCUGGACUCCUCAGAACCAGAGGAACCAAGCCCUAUGCCAGAACCAAGAGAGGCAACCCCCCUACCAGCUGUAACAGGACUGCCUCAGGGCACGAGCCAAAAAAUAAAACCAGCCAUCACCACAAUGGGGAGCUUCAGUGAGAGUGUUCACGAAGCUGUCAGCGUUAACCGCAUAAACCAGCCAAUUGCUAAGGACGACAACAACAACACCUCCAUUCUGAUUGGCUGCUUGGUGGUCAUAAUCCUGCUCUUAUUGGUGGUCAUCAUCCUUAUCCUGUGGAGGCAACGCUGGAAGAGAUUGCUGGGGAAGGCUCAGCAUCGCCCCUCCGACAGUGACCUCGCUGCCCACCUCUCCCUCCCUUUGGACACCGUGGUCAUCAACAACACACAGAACCUCUCACUGGUGUCCCGCCACAGUAACCGCUAUGAGCGCAUUCUGACUACGGAUGGGGAGUACCAGGAACCAAGCCACAGCGCCCUGGCCAAGAUGCCCACUUUGUGCUCCAGCUCUGAGGGUACAGCUCUACUGUUAAACAACCCAGCCUAUGAGCUCCUGCUUGCCACCUACAGCCGGCCAAUCACAGAACCUGGCGGCCUGCAGGUUAAGCCAAUCAACAGCCAGGAAGGGGGGUACAGGGAGCUGGAUUCUCCUAAGCUGCCUGCCAUUUGCCCUCCUAGUGUCCCCCACUACGCAGAAGCAGAUAUUGUCACUCUGCAAGGGGUGACAGGGGGUAACACCUAUGCCGUACCUGCCCUGACUGCCGACACUCUCACAUCCAAAGAAUUGCCCCUCAGCAAGUUCCCUCGAGGGCAUCUCCUCUUCCGGGAGAAGCUGGGAGAAGGGCAGUUUGGAGAGGUUCACCUGUGUGAAGUGGUCAAUCCUCAAGAACUACCUGUUCUGCAGUUUCCCUUCAACAUGCGCAAGGGUCGGAGUCUUUUAGUGGCUGUGAAGUUACUAAGAGCAGAUGCAAAUAAGAAUGCCAGGAGUGAUUUCCUGAAGGAAUUGAAGAUCCUGUCUCGUCUGAGUGACCCACACAUCAUACGUCUCUUGGGGGCCUGCUUAGAUGAGGACCCACUGUGCAUGAUCACAGAGUACAUGGAGAAUGGGGACCUCAACCAGUUCCUGAGUUCCCACCAGCUGGCAGAGGAGGACGAGAGCAUGGAAGAUGGACACAACCCUCCAUGUAUCAGUUAUCCUAGCCUCCUCCAUGUGGCCCUCCAGAUCUGCUCCGGUAUGAAGUAUCUCUCUUCCCUGAACUUUGUGCACCGGGAUCUGGCCUCUCGAAACUGCCUGGUGGGAGAAAACCUAACCAUUAAGAUAGCCGACUUUGGAAUGAGCCGCAACUUGUAUGCUGGAGACUACUACCGGAUACAGGGGCGGGCAGUGCUGCCAAUCCGGUGGAUGGCCUGGGAGUGCAUACUCAUGGGAAAAUUCACCACAGCCAGCGAUGUCUGGGCAUUUGGGGUGACGCUGUGGGAGGUUUUGAUGUUAUGUAAGGAGCAGCCAUACGGAGAGCUAAAUGACGAAGAUGUGAUUGAGAAUGCCGGCGAAAUCUUUCGAGACAGCAAGAAACAGAUCUAUUUGUCGCGGCCACCCAUCUGUCCUCCAUCGCUGUAUGAGCUGAUGCUGCAGUGCUGGGCCAGGGACUGCAGGGAAAGGCCUUCUUUCCAGGACAUGCACGCUUUGCUCACCUCUCACGCCCUCUGCUGUCCCACUGUGGAACUGAAGGAGUAACUGGAGCGCCACACGUUCUGUGGACACCCUUCAACCCUCCAUCGUCAUCCUUUGUGAUCCGGCCUUUAGAAAGCAUCUCAUCAUUUCAUCCCGAGCAUCAGCCCAUGACCCCCCUUUUUUUUUUUUUUUUAGCUAUUCCAUUUUACUGUACCUCCCCAGUCAAGAACACUGGAGAUCGGUUACAGGCAGACAAAACACUAUACACUGAAACAUGCAAUGUGAACACGUCUGGUUCCAGAACACGUCUACACUGGAUCUUACAUUGACCACGCAGUGACAUAACCCCAAGGUCAGGUUAAUACAUCCGGGCUUAUUAAAAGGGCCACUACC